AUGAACGAUCUGAACGACAUUGAGCGCGCGCCGUCGCGGCGUUCCCAUUCAUUACGUCCGAUUCAGUCGAAAGGCGAUGUAGCGUCCACGACUAAAUCCGAACCAAGCACAGGGGCUCCACUCAAGCGCGAGGCGAGCGCGAUCGAGGAUACUGCCGCGGCGUUGGCGGCGGCGGACCCAGGCAUCGAGGAGGAGAAGGAGGAUAGCGGCCUGCCGAAUGGAGGAUACGGCUGGGUUAUUGUGCUGUGUAUCCUUGGCCUCAACGCUUGUACUUGGGGCGUCAACACAACCUACGGCGUCUUCUCCGCCUACUUUCUCCAGAACAACUACUACGGCGGCACCCAACUGGACUAUUCCUGGGUCGGCGGCCUCAGUGCCGCCAUCGCAGUCUUCCAAGGCCCCUUUGUAAACUGGAUGGUCCGCCGCUUCGGAUUCAAGACGCCGCUAUACAUCGGAGCUGUCUGCGUCGGCCUGGGACAAUGUAUGGCGGGCGUCGCCACCUCCUUUGCCGGCUUCAUCGUGUGUCAAGGCGUCGUCUUCGGUAUCGGCAUGGGGUUUAUUCUCGUGCCGUCUCAGCCGUUGAUCGCGCAUUGGUUCGACCACCGCCUCUCCCUCGCACAAGGUCUCGGACAGGCUGGGAGCGGUGUGGGCGCCCUCAUCUUCAGCAACACCACUCCUAUUCUCCUGCAUAAAUUGGGAGUCAAGUGGACGUACGUUAUCAAUGGGUGUAUUUGCUUUGCGAUUCUUUUCCCGGCCGUUUUCCUGCUCAAGGGGAGGCAUAAGGCCGUACAGGCGCGGAGUGCCCCGCUCGAGUUCAAGUGGUUCUGGCAUCCGGGUUAUCGGUGGAUUCUCCUCUGGGCGUUUUUGACCAUGAUGGGCUACUUUAUCACAAUCUACACCCUCGCCUCAUUCUGUACCGACGCGCUCGGCCUUUCCCAGAAACAAGGCGGCGCCGUGCAGUCGAUCCUUGCGGCUGGACAAAUCGUCGGCCGUCCACUGUGGGGAUACCUCCUCGACCGAGGAGGACGGGUCAACAUGGUCGUGAUAUCCUACGUCAUUGCGGGGAUAACCACCCUAACCAUCUGGAUGUUGGGCCGCUCAUUCUCCGUCAUGGCGUUAUAUGGAUUCAUAGCGGGCGCAACGAACGGGACAAUCCACUCAGCCUCAACGCCUCUCUCAGCCAGUGUCGUCGGGUUACCAGACCUAGCCUCAGCACUGGCAAUGUACUGGCUCACCCUCGGCGUGCCCAACCUCGUCGGCCAGCCUUUUGGCAUCAUGCUCGUCGAUUACUCGCGCAACAAGCUGGGCAGGACCGGAGCAUCAGCUUACACCAUCAGUAUAGGCUUUUGCGGGGGGUUGUACCUCGCCGCAGCGAUUGUGCUUCUUGGCGCAAAGCGAUAUCUUCAAGGAGAUUGGAAGGUGUUCAAGCGGACAUAG
Molecule: messenger RNA, 1437 nt
Organism: Cutaneotrichosporon cavernicola
Lineage: Eukaryota; Fungi; Basidiomycota; Tremellomycetes; Trichosporonales; Trichosporonaceae
Exons: 3
Coding region: 1-1437 (478 amino acids)
Biological process (GO): transmembrane transport
Cellular component (GO): membrane
Molecular function (GO): transmembrane transporter activity
Source: RefSeq, a predicted model, not a curated record